This is a messenger RNA of Protobothrops mucrosquamatus (brown spotted pit viper), 2042 nucleotides long. RefSeq names its product aldehyde dehydrogenase family 3 member B1-like. The transcript is spliced from 10 exons. The record is from RefSeq and is a predicted model, not a curated record. Gene Ontology annotation, biological process: aldehyde metabolic process. Gene Ontology annotation, cellular component: cytoplasm. Lineage: Eukaryota; Metazoa; Chordata; Lepidosauria; Squamata; Viperidae. The annotation marks the transcript as partial. Gene Ontology annotation, molecular function: aldehyde dehydrogenase (NAD+) activity.
CUGGAGGAAUAGUGCAAAGUGUAUUUCUAGGGCAGUGGGACGUAAGACACCGCAAACUUCAGGAUCUAUCCAGGCAGUCUGAAGACCAGCAAGGUGCUACCUUCACUGAACACAAACUUCAUGAAAUUCCUCUUGAAGAUGAACGCACACAGGACACUGCAAAUUCAGGGAGGCAGACUAUUAGACACCAGUGCAAACUCCCGGAAAUUACCAGCCAGCAAGACGGAAGGCAGAGUAGCAGCUCAGGACAGCUCGUAUCCAGGCAAUCUCAACGUCAGAGGGGUGCUACUUUGGCUCAACACAAAUUCCAUGACAUUCCUUUCAGAGAUGAACGCACAGAUUGCCCUGCGAGUACAGGGCGGCAGACUACCGGAAACCAGGGCAGUUGUACAGAAAGUAGCAGCCAACAAGGUGGCAUGCAGAGUAGCAGCUCAGGAGAGCACUCUAUGAAGCAACAACAAACUCCCAAACCCCAAGAUGCUUCCCACCAAAGUGGCUCUUCAGGGCAAGGUAGCAAAAGGCAAGAAAACAGACAACCAAGUGGGAGCACACAGAGUUGCUUCUCAGGGAAAUCCGAUCUAAAGUCCCACAUACCCCAGGACGCUUCCUGCGCAUCCCAAGACUGCGAUAGUACAAACCCCUAUGCUGGCCUAGUAGAUUGCUUACGUGCUACCUGGAUGACAGGAAAGACCCGUCCAAAGGAGUAUCGGGUCACACAGCUGGAGGCCCUGUGUUACUUUCUGGAAGAAAGACAGGCCGAUAUACAGCGUGCCAUGUGUGAGGAUCUACGCAAGCCCUGCUUUGAAACUGAGCUCACUGAGGUUCUCUUAGUCAGAAAUGAGCUGGCCAACGCUCUUAACAACUUAAACUGCUGGAUGAAGGAUGAAAGCGUGAACAAGAACCUACUGACAAAGCUGGAUUGUGCCUUCAUUCGCAAGGAACCAUUUGGUGUGGUGCUGAUCAUUGGAGCCUUUAACUUCCCUAUCCAGCUUACUUUGUUGCCCCUUGUGGGAGCCAUUGCAGCUGGGAAUUGUGUGAUUCUCAAGCCUUCAGAAGUGAGCAGCUGCACUGAAAAGCUCCUUGCAGAAGCAUUACCUUGUUAUCUGGAUCCACAAACCUUUGCUGUGGUGACAGCUGGUCCUGAAGAAACAGGAAAAUUACUGGAAAAUAAGUUUGAUUAUAUCUUCUACACAGGAAGCGUCCGUGUAGGAAAGAUCAUCAUGACUGCUGCAGCAAAAAAUCUGACACCAUUGACUCUGGAGCUGGGGGGUAAAAGUCCCUGUUAUGUGGAUGAAAACUGCUGUUUCCCCAAUGCAGCCAACCGAAUUGUAUGGGGAAAAUUCGUCAAUGCUGGACAGACAUGCAUUGCACCAGAUUAUUUGAUCUGUACACUUGAAACACAGGAAAAAUUGAUGCCUUGCUUGCGCCAAGCUAUCCGUGAAUUCUUUGGAAACGAUCCCAAGGGGUCAUCUGAUUUUGGUCGCAUGGUCAAUGACAGGCAUUUCCAGCGCGUCCGAGCUUUGCUGGAAUGUGGCCGGGUGGUCAUUGGUGGAGAGACCGAUGAGUGUGAGCGUUAUAUUGCUCCAACAGUGCUGGCAGAUGUGAAAGAAUGGGAGCCAAUCAUGCAAGAGGAGGUUCUUGGGCCCAUCUUGCCAAUAUUCACUGUGAAUAAUAUAGAGGAGGCCAUACAUUUCAUCAAUUGCAGAGAACGCCCACUAGCUGCGUAUGCCUUCUCCUGUGAUUCCAAGGUUGUGAACAGGGUACUGGAUUCUACUACCAGUGGUGGCUUUUGUGGUAAUGAUACCCUGUUGCACGCAUCAUUGAUUACCCUACCGUUUGGUGGCAUUGGAUGCAGUGGAUUUGGCAAGUACCACGGCAAGUUUACUUUCGACACAUUUACUCACUUCCGUGGCUGUCUCUUGCGUUACAUAGGCCUGGAAGCAAUCAACAGAAUACGCUACCCACCAUACAAUGAUAACAAUUUGAGAAUGGCGGUCGCUUCUAUGGAAGUCAAGCGUAGGGGCAUGUGCACUUUGUUGUAA